AAUGACCAGUGAAAUGGGGAGUAAGGGAGGUAAUAAGAUCAGAAGUUAGAAGUAAAUAUGGAGCCCAUCGGAAAAACAAUCGAAAGCCCGCCCUGAGUUCAGGGGGUGGUGUGUAUCAUGACAUCAUCCGCCUCCACCUUAUCCAGCCUUGUUGCGGAGGCAGCAGACUGUGUGUUUUCUCUCUCUCUUCUUCUUCUUUCUUUCACAUCUUCAUCUGACUACUGCAGGGCGCAGGGCUGCACAAUUAUGCACGCCAAGCAUCGCGUGUCAGUGGAUUGGCCUCGGGUAGACCCCCACCCUCAUCCACGGUGUGCUUUAUUUCAUCAUCGUCACCAUCAUCAUCAUCAUCGUUUCUCUUUAUACCCCUGAUCCUCCUCUCCAUUGGCAGUGACACCAUGGAUGCAUCACGCAAUAUUUACAAGGAUGAAAUCGACUUCACCACCCUUGCACUUCAGUCCCCAGAGUUCGCAAAGUAUCUAAAAUCUAACGGGCAAUUGGACUUUACCGACCCCGAUGCCGUGAGACAAUUAUCCAGGAGUCUCCUACAGCGCGAUUUCGAUCUGAAGGUGGACAUUCCGGACAAGAGGCUGUGCCCCCCGAUUCCCAACCGGCUAAAUUAUAUUCUUUGGCUGCAAGAUCUGCUUGAUACCACGGGCGACAAGUACCAGGAUAGCUAUGACCCCGAUCGAGAAGUCGUGGGACUUGACAUUGGAACAGGGUGUUGCAGCAUCUAUCCCUUAUUAGGGUGCUCCAUGCGACCUCGUUGGAGCUUCUUUGCGACUGAUAUUGACGAUGAGAACAUCAAGUCGUCGCGCGCAAACAUAUCCGCCAAUGGACUUGACGCGCGAGUCACAGUUCUUAGGACGGAUCCAGAGGAGAAGCUUAUCCCGCUGGACACGAAAGUCAAGGUCCCAAGACUAGACUUCACUAUGUGCAAUCCGCCCUUUUACGCUUCUCGAGAUGAGAUGGUAGCAUCUGCAGAAGCCAAGGAUAGGCCGCCUUUCUCGGCAUGCACAGGUGCAGAAGUUGAGAUGGUGACAGCCGGUGGAGAGGUCGCAUUUAUCUCCCGAAUGAUCGAAGAAAGUCUUCAGCCGCGCGACAAGGUGCGCUGGUACACUUCGAUGUGUGGCAAGCUGAGCAGCGUCUCCGUCUUGAUCGAGAAAUUAAUUGAGCAUGGCAACAACAACUAUGCUGUGACGGAGUUCGUCCAAGGUAACAAGACUAAAAGAUGGGCGCUAGCUUGGUCAUGGACCGAUCUUCGUCCGACCUCGGCCGUAGCCCGCAACAUCACCACCGUCCCGAAACACCUCCUUCCCUUUCCUGCCGAGUAUACCUUCACAAUCACCACCGAAUCUAUCGACGAGUUGGCUUCUGCCGUUGACGCGGAGCUAACAUCGCUUCCCAUCCAGUGGCACUGGAGUAAGAAUUCAGCGACGGGCGUGGGAUUUGCAAUGCAAAACGUCUGGUCUCGCCAGGCCCGCCGCAAGUUGCGUCACCCAGAUGCGAUGACCGACCAGCCCCAGGUAGAGGAAAGCAAGGCCACCCUCGGGUUCAAGGUGCAGCUGAAGAGAGAGAUCGAUGAUGCGAAAAUGGUGAAGGUGGUCAUUCGGUGGGUCAAAGGGACAGAUAUCGUUCUUUUCGAGAGCUUCUGCGGAAUGCUCAAACGGAAGAUCGACAGCAAGCAGUGAUUCAAACCAACCUCUAACAUAAUAUCUCUGACGACUAAUAAAUGAAACGUGGAUCUCUAAUGGGUAAAGAACUUCCUGUUUAGAACAUAAAU
This is a messenger RNA of Aspergillus saccharolyticus JOP 1030-1, 1780 nucleotides long. RefSeq names its product DUF890 domain protein. Gene Ontology annotation, biological process: rRNA base methylation. The transcript has 10 exons. The record is from RefSeq and is a predicted model, not a curated record. Bases 396 to 1688 code for a protein of 430 amino acids. Gene Ontology annotation, molecular function: 23S rRNA (adenine(1618)-N(6))-methyltransferase activity. Gene Ontology annotation, cellular component: nucleus. Lineage: Eukaryota; Fungi; Ascomycota; Eurotiomycetes; Eurotiales; Aspergillaceae.